ACUCCGUGUGGAGCAUCAUAUUCAUAUUUUAGGAAGAGGACCUGAGACAGACAAAGCUUCGAUCGUGGAGCAAUUGUGAGAGAGAGAGAGAGAGAGAGAGAGAGAGAGGUCCUGGUCGUCGGGAGGUGCGAGAGAUGGAUCGCGAGGGCCACGCUCCUGCCGAUGAUGAAGCCAACAAGAAGAAGACAUCCUCUACCCAUUCCGCCGAUUACGCUCCCUAUCCCACCAUCGAUCCAAAGGACGUCGAAGUCACCGCCCCUGCUCCCGUUCCCGCUGCCGCUCCUGCUCCUGCACCUUUGGCCGCCGAACAGGGUGGGGAGGAGAACUGGGCUACCUUCGUCAUGGGUUCUCCUUCCGACCCGCCACCUCCGCCAGCCAACCCUGACAAGUCCGUCACAUGGAGCUCCAAUUUGACGACAGAGGCUUCCCGUGAUGGCAACCCUGCCACCAUCCCCUCCUCCAAUCCUUACGUUUCCUCUUCCCCCGCUCCCGCUGGGAAGGGCGCAUUGGACUCCGUCCGCGAUGUAUUGGGACGUUGGGGAAAGAAGGUGGGCGAGACCACCAAAAAAGCUGAGGAUCUUGCUGGAAACGUAUGGCAGCACCUGAAAACAGGUCCUAGUGUUGCAGAUGCAGCUAUGGGGAGAAUUGCUCAGGCAACCAAGAUUCUUGCAGAAGGAGGCUAUGAAAAGAUUUUUCAACAAACAUUUGAGACACUUCCAGGGGAGCAACUGCAGAGGUCAUAUGCAUGCUACUUAUCAACAUCUGCUGGUCCUGUCAUUGGAAUACUGUACUUGUCCAGUGCAAAACUUGCAUUUUGCAGUGAUAAUCCUCUUUCAUACAAAGUUGGUGAUCAGACAGAAUGGAGCUACUAUAAGGUUGUAAUUCCCCUUCACCAGCUAAAAUCAAUCAGUCCUUCACACAACAAAACGAAUCCUGCUGAAAAGUAUAUUCAGGUUGCAUCCAUUGAUAACCACGAAUUUUGGUUUAUGGGCUUCGUCAAUUACGACGGUGCUGUUCAAAGCCUAGAAGAUGCCCUACAAGCCCAUCGUGCUCAGUUGGCCUGACCACGACCGUGCAGAUUUUUAUGUCUUGAAUUGUGUUAAAUCUGUUAUUUGAGGAUUGGAUAUGAAUCAUGUAAAGAAGCUGUUCUUUUUGCAAGGGUGCCAUGUUUGUGCAAGAAAGUUUUUUUUUUUUUAAUUCUUCCAUGUGCCAUGUGGACCUGAGGUGAACAUAGAAUGUAUAUUCUUGAAAUACUAAAUUUUCAAGAGGCAAUAAGCCCAGUAGAGUUUGUUUUGGAUA
Molecule: messenger RNA, 1299 nt
Organism: Nymphaea colorata (pocket water lily)
Lineage: Eukaryota; Viridiplantae; Streptophyta; Magnoliopsida; Nymphaeales; Nymphaeaceae
Product: GEM-like protein 1
Exons: 4
Coding region: 135-1064 (309 amino acids)
Source: RefSeq, a predicted model, not a curated record